CACAGCAUGGCAUCUUGCUUUGGCUUCCGCAACAAAGGCGAUCAGGCCGAGCGCGAGCCUCUGCUGCCCCAGUACAAUGACGAUACCACGCUGCAGCGGGAGCUGCACCAGAAGCUCCACUCGUACCACAUGUACCGCGCCAUGUCCAAAGGCUUCAUGCCUUCGACCGAACAGCUCAUCAUCAACCUACGCACUUUCCUCUCCAGCGAAGUGCUCAACCCCGAGCACCCUGAUCUGUCCAACAGUGGCAGGAGACUGAUCAAGCAGACGCGAACAUGGGUGGAGCAGUUCAUGGACCUGCUCCAGCACAAAAAUGGCAAGGACCAGAUGCAGGACAUCAUUUGGUUCCUGUCAAAGAGCAGCAUAUCCGUGGAUGUCGAGGACAUUACUGUGCGAGCACAGAAGACCAAAGCCAAGGCAGACACCCUGGCGGCAUACCAGAGCUUGCAAACCGUAGGAGGAUUGCUGUUCACCAAUUCUGACUUCAGGAUCUUUCUCAGUGACCUCAACACCGUUGGCAAGGAGGUCUUUAGAGACUCUGCUUUCGCAUUGUCGCAUGUCGCCAAAGAGGUGGGCAACAAGGUCGAUCCUUCGGAAGAGGAGAAGCAAAAGGUUGCAAAGCCAGGUGCCGAUGAUCAGCCAGCGCCCAGCACGCAGGACUUGACAGGGGACGCGGUGGAUGUGACCCAGAUCGUCGCGAACGGCACAGCUCAAGUGGCAAAGACGACUGUGGACAGCGCUGCGGAUAAGCUGGAGGGUGACGAGGGCAAGACGUUGAUCAACCGCCUUCAGCAAGCUGUCUUGAAGCUGAGGAAGCGACCCGACUACAACGACUCUGUGUCGACAUUGUCAUUGCUGAUCAAGCGCUACGCUCUGGUUUAUUCACGCGCCGCAGAGGACAUUGCCCACGUUGCUAAGAAGGAUGUGCAGGAAAAUGAGGCGCUUGAUCGUGCAGCGCACAACAUCUGGAUCUUCAUCACCAGCUUUGGAAACAAAAAGGACUGGGAGAAGACGGAGGCGUUGUUCAAGAAAGUGCUCGGUCACAAGGAUAAGGACCCUCAAUUCGAGAGCACGUUGAACAAAGCUGGUGACGGACUGCAAAAGCUGCUCACAGAUCCUCAGUUUAUGGAGCACGCCGAUGAGAAAUUCAAAGAACUCAGAGCCGAGUACAACAAGUCCAGCAAUGGCAGCGACUUGAGCAAAGAUGUUCAGGCUCUGUUCCAGCAGUUGGAGACGACUCUUUACAGCGUGCUCAGAGAUGAGCACAUCAACAACUUGAUCCAGACGAGUCUGCGUAUAUUCAAGAUUCUCUCCCCCAUCAACCAGGCCACUAACCCGGAACUACUUCAGGAUUCCAUCAAUAUCUUCAUACCACUCUUCAUCGCAGCUAUCCAGUAUGUGCCCAUUCCGAGAUUGGAGGUCAGCACACCCGAGAUCGAUCUGCUGCUAGAAAACCUCAUCAUCGAGCCGGGACAUACAGUCAACCAGACCUCUUUUCUCCCGUACCGGCUCAAGGUGGAAACAUACAACGAUUGCGAGCUCCGCAAGGCCAGAUUCGGAACUACAAGCGCAAUGACCAACCUUGUCACUAUCAAGAUUGAUGGACUUUCCGCCAAGGCCGAUGAGAUGGGCUUUUGGCUUCGUGCUCACAAGGGCAUUCUCCGUCUGGCAGAUGAAGGUAUUGCAGGUUUCGCGCUCGACGAAAAGGGGAUCGACAUCCAUAUCGAUGUUGAAAUCGCGAAAGAACGUCUCGAGCAAAUCUUGACUCUCAAAGGUGUACGCGUACAUAUCCACAAGCUCAACUACAAGAUUCGCAAGUCCAAGUUCAGCUGGCUCGGAUGGCUCAUCAAGCCUCUGCUGCGCCCAGUCAUUCGCAAAGUCAUGGAGAAGCAGCUGGCCUCUGCUCUGGCGGACUUCUUCCAUGCUGCCAACCGCGAGAUUCUCUUCGCGAGAGAGCGUCUUCGGGCAACGAGAAUUGCUGACCCUAACGAUUUGCUUACGUUUUUCAAGGCUGUGAGUGCUCGGCUCACCCCAGCGGACGAUCCGGAUGUCUAUACGAGAGUGGGCGUUGCGCAGCCUGGCAAAGGCGUGUUCAAGAAUGUGUAUGCGCCUGGAAGUGUGGUGAAGGUAUGGAACGAGGAGGCUAGCAAAGCUCCAGAGCGCAUCGAAGAAUUUGAUGCAGGUGGUUGGAGAAAUGCCAUCUUCGACACACACGUUCGAAGCUUGACCUGAUGGGUACGGUACCUGGAGGGGCGGGACAGGAGAAUGUGUGACAUGUGAGAAGGCGGGGAAAAGAAGCAGACGGCGACAGAGUCGAACACAGACGACAGCCCAAGGGCAACAGCAUUCAAAGGCGCGCGGUAUCCUCGGCAUCCUCGUGACGUGCAGUCUCAUGUCGCAGAACCCCUCGAAGCACCCAUCCCAUCGCCCGCUGUUCAAUGACACUGUCAGAAGACAAAUUGACGCCCGGCCGAGCUCAUCGGAGGAAUCCGUUUCUGACUACCUGUAUGAGUGAGUCUCAUCAUCGCUAUUCCCAGUAUCCAAGCCCAAGUCCCCUCUCUCUCCCGCUUUCGAUAUAUGUAGCUGUGUUCUUGUUCUUGUCCUUGCUGUUGCUGUUGUUGCCGUGAGAAAAAAAAAAGCCUCUUGUUCGUUCGUUCCUUCCUCCCUUCCAUUCCUUCCCUUUCUUCGUUCUUUCCUUUCAUCCCUUUCUUCCUUCCUCAAAUGAAGCAACCCUAGAAUUUACUGGUGUCGUCUCAUAUAUGUACCUUAAUAUCGAUAAACCCCUGACCCCCCUUCCAAGCCGAAGAAAAGAAAAGUGUCAUUCAUCGAAAGAUGAGCUAGAAAAAUCCAAUAACC
This is a messenger RNA of Sphaerulina musiva SO2202, 2856 nucleotides long. RefSeq lists its product as uncharacterized. NCBI's taxonomy places the organism in Eukaryota, Fungi, Ascomycota, Dothideomycetes, Mycosphaerellales, Mycosphaerellaceae. The coding region runs from base 7 to 2232 and encodes 741 amino acids. The transcript is spliced from 2 exons. The record is from RefSeq and is a predicted model, not a curated record. Gene Ontology annotation, molecular function: lipid binding.